AUGUGUCUCACUCCAUAUCUCAGCACUCUCGCCCCGGAGAUCCUGGAGCUCAUCAUCGAGGACACACAUGCUUCAGCCCACUGGCCUCUUGCGCAGACGUGCAAGUAUUUAUACCUCAACUCACUCCCAAUCCUCGACCGCCAUCGCAAGGCAUGCCAAGAGUAUCGAGUAUGUUCUGAUCUCGAUCCUUGGACCAUCUCCAAACUCUGGUGGAGUGUCUUCAGUGAAGGUGCCGCUUCUAUCGAGGCAUGGCACGUCAGAGAGUUUGAGGUCUGGGUCGAGAGACAAGAAUACGAAUACUGGACAGUGGAUGCCGACACUGGCAAGAGGAUUCUACACGAGGAUGUGAAGCCCAGGUCGCUCUCUCGCCACGAGAUUGACUAUCUUUGUACCAAGAUGAUGAAGCUGCCGCGUUUGUAUGGUGAGCACAGGGAUCUCAAUGAAGCGUUCCGGGGAGCGUUUGAAGGCGGAGAUGGUCCUGUCAAAGCCUUGGUCCUGGCCUAUCUGCCGCGCAUCCAGGCUAUACGCUAUGCCCAGCUUGACGACGACCGCAGGAAUGAGAGCCUCACCUCGCUGUGCUAUUUCAUCUACUGGUGCAAGUCUGCAGGGACCUGGCUGCCUGGGUUGAAUUCGCUGGAAAGAGUUGCCGUCGGCAUAGGCCUUGACCGAGCCGGAGUCGAGGUAGAAACCCCGGAGUACUUGAAGCAGUAUGCCGAUGAGUUCUGCGCCUUGCUGUGCUUGCCAAACCUCGCUGAAAUUUACUAUUCUCAUAUGGGCGGGGAUCUUCCACUGGGGUGGGAUUCUCGUCUUUUCCCAAAGGACAUCCACAUACCCUCGCUGGCCAAGACAUCGUCCGUCAAGACAAUCAUUCUCGACAUGCUGGAGUACGAGCUCAGCGACAAACUGAUAGACUAUGUGACUAGCACUCCGCGCCGUCUUGAAAAUCUGGCGAUCCGUUUCCGCGGCAACAACUACUGCGAAGACGAUUAUCCAGAAAUCGCCGAGAAAUUGAUCGACCAACUCGCCAAACACCAGGGCUCGUCUCUCCAGCGACUGUGCAUACAUGAUGACCGACAGGACUACACAUCGGCAGACAUGAACUGGAGGACCCCAGACCAGCUCAAGUCUUUUGGGGACAUUCGCGUGGCCAACGUGAGCUGGAAGGCGAUAGAGACCAGCCUGGGCAUUACCAAAGACGACGUCCGAUCCAGUUCCCGAUCCGAGCUUCUUGGUCGGCUCUUCGAGGUGCUCCGAUGCGGUCUACCGGCCACAAUGGAAGUCGUAGCAUUCGGCCAGUUCAAGUUUGAAAACGAUGACCCUAUUUUCUUACAGGCGGAUGGGGAGGAGACUGCUGACUCUGGUUUCGAUUACGUGGAUGACGCGGUCGAGGUGAUGAUCACAUCGAGGCAUUACAAGAACCUCAAGGCAGUUUUUCUACAGGACAUUCAGGAACAGGCGUCUUAUAACUAUGGUCGCAGCCUCCGCUUUCCCAAAACCAUGAAAGCGGUAGAGAGUCGAGGGAUCCGUGUUUAUACAAAGGAGAGUAAACCCCUCCCUGGGCUCAGCACUAAUGGCGAGUUCGUGCCCUAUCCAAGGAGGGAUUGUAUGGUGACGGGUCGGUUUGAGGCUGAAGAUAGAGAACGUCUCUACUGCACCAAGAAGCGGUGUGCGUUUUAG
Molecule: messenger RNA, 1677 nt
Organism: Clonostachys byssicola
Lineage: Eukaryota; Fungi; Ascomycota; Sordariomycetes; Hypocreales; Bionectriaceae
Source: the annotation of a GenBank genome assembly